UCGUUUUCAGCGCGGGAGAUGCAAGCAAGUGCGAGGAGAAAUACAGACAUUUGCCGCCAAACCAGUUACUGACCAGAGAACAUCAUGCCCUGUGAGAGAAAGCCUAUGCGUUACGGUCACUCAGAGGGACUCACUGAUGUCUGCUUUGAUGAUGAGGGAAAGUCUCUUGUCACCUGUGGUAGUGAUGGAGAUGUCCGCAUAUGGGAAAGUCUUGAUGACGAUGAUCCUAAAUCUAUAAAUGUUGGAGAGAAGGCCUUCUCUGUGGCCUUGAAGAAUGGAAAAUUAAUUACUGCGGUUUCCAACAACACGGUUCAGAUUCACACUUUUCCAGAGGGAGAUCCAGAUGGAAUUCUCACUCGAUUUACCACCAACGCAAACCACGUCACAUUCAGCACCAGCGGUUCAAAAGUGGCUGUAGGCUCGAGCGACUUCCUGGUGAAGAUAGUGGAGGUGAUGGACAGCAGCAGGCAGACGACUCUCCGUGGUCAUGAAGCGCCUGUCCUCAGCGUGGCCUUUGACCCUUCUGAUGAGUUCCUCGCUUCUUCCAGCUGUGAUGGCUCAGUCGCUGUGUGGUCCGUCGAGUCGCAGACUCAGGUUGCUCACUGGAAAGUGCUUCAGAAGUCAAGUGAUGUGAGCACUGCAAAAUCUCUCUGCAGACUUGCCUGGCAGCCUCGUUCUGGAAGGCUUCUGGCUAUACCAGUGGACGCCACCGUGCAGCUGUAUGACAGAAACACGUGGACACAUGUUAGCACGCUCUCAGAUGACCUCAGCACACAGGUUGCUAAUGUUGUGGUUUGGUCGCCUUGUGGGAAGUUUCUGGCUGCUGGAACUGUUGGAGGAAACCUGUUGAUCUGGGAUGUUGAGGCCAAACUGUGUGUCGAGAGACAGAAACACGAGAAAGGGUUCACUGUGUGCGGGAUGGCCUGGCAUCCCUCAGGGGGUCGGAUCGCUUACACUGACACUGAGGGCUGCCUCGGCCUCCUGGAUGGAGUGUCUUCCGCCUCUGCCCCCACCUCCUCAUCGACCACCCAGAGCACCAAGGCUACUGCAGCCAAGGAAAAAAAAGAUUAUGAUGACCUGUUUGAUGACGACGAUGACCGGAUGAUGGACGAGGGCAUGAGCGACUCGCGCUCUCCGGUGAAGAAAGCCUUCGUUGAGGAUGAUGAUGAUGACGACCUCAUGCCCGCCACGGGCCGAGCACGAAACAGAGCAUCGUUUCUGGAUGAUGACAAUUCUCUUGAUGCAGCGUCGGUAAAACUGGAUAAACUUCCGGAUGAGGAUGGAAACAGCGCGAUUCUUCCUCCUGUGGUCCCCGCUGUGUCCCGUCCAGUCUAUGAGGGUCCCAUGCCAACCCCACCCCAAAGGGCUUUCCAACCAGGAUCCACCCCUGUGCACCUCAUGCAUCGCUUCAUGAUGUGGAACUCUAUUGGUAUCGUCCGUGGCUAUAACGAUGACCAGGACAACGCCAUUGAUGUGGAGUUUCACGACACAGCCAUCCAUCACGCCAUGCACCUCACCAACACACUUGGCCACACUAUGGUUGACCUAUCCCAGGAGGCCGUGCUGCUGGCAUGUGAGGGAACUGAUGAGCUAGCCAGCAAGAUCCAGUGUUUGCAUUAUUCCUGCUGGGACACACAUAAGGAGUGGAUGGUGGAUCUUCCUAAAGGCGAAGAUGCGCGUGCGUUGUGUUUGGGUCAGGGCUGGGCUGCCGUGGCCACAAGCACCCUAAUGGUCAGGCUCUUCUCCAUUGGUGGUGUACAGAGGGAGAUGUUCAGCCUGCCUGGAGCUGUGGUGUGCAUGGCGGGUCACGGCGAGCAGCUCCUUAUAGUCUAUCAUAGAGGUACUGGAUUUGAUGGAGAUCAGUCUCUUGGGAUACAGCUGAUCCAGCUUGGCCGGAAGAGAAAGCAGGUGAUCCAGGGAGAGGGGUUGCCUCUCUCACGGAAGUCUUACCUGGCGUGGAUGGGCUUUACUGCUGAAGGAACCCCCUGCUGUAUUGAUUCUGAGGGGGUCGUACGUAUACUGAACAGAACCCUGGGAAACACCUGGACUCCGGUGUGUAACACCAGAGAGAGCUGCAAGAGCAAAUCUGACAAUUACUGGGUCGUCGGAGUUCACGAGAACCCUCAGCAGCUCAGGUGUAUCCCAUGCAAAGGUUCCCGCUAUCCACCCACCCUACCUCGCCCUGCUGUGGCUGUCCUGCCCUUCAAACUGCCUUAUUGCCAGACCACCACAGAGAAAGGCCAGAUGGAGGAGCAGUACUGGCGUUCGAUGCUCUUCCAUAACCACUAUGACUUCCAGUCAUCAAGCGGUUAUGAAAUCGACAGUGAGGGCCAGUCUCGAGCCCAGAAAGAGCAGCAGGAGCUGUUGAUGAAAAUGUUUGCUCUGUCAUGUAAACUGGAGCGAGAGUUUCGUUGUGUGGAGCUGGCGGAGCUGAUGACUCACAACGUGGUGACGCUCGCCAUCCGUUACGCAUCUCGCUCCAGACGCAUGGCUCUGGCACAGAAGCUCAAUGAACUCGCUCUGGAAAAGGCCAAUCAGCUGUAUGAGGAGGAGGAGCAGGAAGAAGAGGAGCCGGCCUAUCAGAGUGUAGCACAAAAUCCACGGUUUAACCAUGUUAGAAGAGAAUCUAGAGGAUCGAGUCAGAUGAACGGCUGCGAUGAUGAGGAUGUGGAGGAAGAAUACACACAGGAAGAGGAAAGGGAUGAAGAAGAGUCAUCAGAGACCAAGAAACCAUGUUUGAAUCCAUUUAAAAAAGGAGCAAAAUCCCCUGAAAGGCCCUCCCCUAAACCAGUAAACCGAGAAGUACGUGCGAAUCCUUUUAAGGUAUCUAGUGCAGGAAAGUCAUCAGGUUCACCGGCCGGUCAGUCCAGAACGACUAAUGUACUGGACAGUAUGACGAUGUCCAGCAGAAAACCUGCAGCUCUCAGCGGAACAUCCAAACAGGGCAAAGCACCAGUCCUGAAGCCCCUGGCACCCAAAGCCAAGUCCAAGACCCAGGCCACUCUACUGCAGAUGAGCGCGACUAAAGUCAGCAGUAAGAAACAGCAGAGCCAAUCAGGAACAGAGUCUGUGAAACAGGCUCCUGCUGCGACACCUCCGGUAUCUGCAGAGAAUACAGAAAACAGAAAGCCAAAGACGGGGUUUCAGCUGUGGCUUGAUGAGAACAGGAAGAGUAUUCUCUGUGACAAUCCUGACUUUGAGGAAAUGGAUGUUAUCAAGGAUGGCAUGGGCCGUUUCCGCACGCUUACCGCCGAGGAGCGACUCGAGUGGUCUGAGAAAGCAAAGAGUGAAUCUGACCCGAAGAAAAGAAAGCGUGAGCACGGAGGAGAGGAAGAUGAAGAAAUGGAGAGUGAUGAGAGCGUGGGCAAAAAGAAAAAGCCAUCAGAUAGUUCUGCAAAACUCUCCGCAUUCGCAUUUAACAAAGAAUAACACUUGGCGUGAAUUCGUGAAUUGUUCAUAUAUAUGUAUAUUUACAACUUGUUUUAAUGUGAAUGAAAAAGAGGCUUUUAAUAGAUGUUAUUCAUUGGUCAGUGUAGUUUUCUGUCCUCUUGUAGUUUCAUGUAUAACAGCCGUUCAUUGUGUUCUGAUCUUUAAUUUAUGUUCUCAAGUUUGAGCUCACUGCGUAGCUCAUUUGCAUUUUAAAUGAAGCCCGGACGCUUUGUUAAACGUUUCGCAAUAUGACAAGACGGUCAAUAACUAGGUCUCCUUUCUGGAGUAUUAUUUGUACAUAAUGUUUUUGUGAACUUUUCUACUGUAUGUUAACUAUCAUAAUAAAAGUGAACUAAUCUAGAAUCAA
This is a messenger RNA of Triplophysa dalaica, 3796 nucleotides long. It is a transcript of the gene wdhd1, whose product is annotated as WD repeat and HMG-box DNA binding protein 1. Gene Ontology annotation, cellular component: nuclear replication fork. The transcript has 26 exons. Bases 85 to 3429 code for a protein of 1114 amino acids. Lineage: Eukaryota; Metazoa; Chordata; Actinopteri; Cypriniformes; Nemacheilidae. Gene Ontology annotation, biological process: mitotic cell cycle; DNA repair; DNA-templated DNA replication. Gene Ontology annotation, molecular function: chromatin binding; protein binding. The record is from RefSeq and is a predicted model, not a curated record.